This is a messenger RNA of Elaeis guineensis (African oil palm), 717 nucleotides long. RefSeq names its product LOB domain-containing protein 12. The record is from RefSeq and is a predicted model, not a curated record. NCBI's taxonomy places the organism in Eukaryota, Viridiplantae, Streptophyta, Magnoliopsida, Arecales, Arecaceae.
UCCCAGUUGAAGCAAUCUUAACAAAGGCAAAUCCGUUUUACCACUCUCUCUCUCCUCCUGAUAGUACUGAGAGGAAAAAUGGCUGCCGGUUCACCCUGUGCUUCUUGCAAAUUGUUACGGAGACGGUGUGCCAAGAACUGCAUCUUUGCUCCCUACUUCCCUUCUGAUGAUCCCCACAAGUUUGCUAUGGUUCACAAGGUCUUUGGUGCUAGCAAUGUCAGCAAGAUGUUGCAGGAGCUUCCUGUUCAUCAGAGAGCCGAUGCUGUGAGUAGUCUAGUUUAUGAGGCAAAUGCGAGGAUGAGAGACCCGGUUUAUGGCUGUGUGGGGGUGAUAUCAUUCCUCCAAAACCAAGUGUCUCACCUACAGAUGCAGCUUGCAAUGGCUCAAGCAGAGGUUUUAUGCAUUCAGAUGCAGCAAGAGUCUUCCAUGGCUAAUCAACAGAUGCACACUGAUGACAAGUCUUUCCUUUUGCACAAUAGCAUUAAUACCAUGCCCCAAUUCAUGAACUUUGCAUCUGGAAGUGUAGUUCAAGGGCCUUUCAAGAUCGAGUCUCUUUAGAUAUAGCCAUGUUUCUCUCCCCCCACUUUUUUUAUUUUAGAGAAAAACAUGAUCUCUCCCUUUUGUUGUAAUGCAGUGUUUUGUUUUGUUUGGUCUUUUUUUUUUUUGAGGUGCAUGUAAUGGACUUGUAAAAUGAUGUUCAGUAAAGUAAUUAUUUUU